AUGAACAAAUCGAACAAGCUCGUGGACAAAUCGUACAACGUCAUGAACAAAUUGAACGACGUCAUGAUCAAACUGUUCUAUGUGAAUUGGUCGUUCUUCGCGGUUGGUGUUGGAGUCUUUGCUCUUCUUCCGAAUCUAGCUCCUAGACCGCUAAUAAACCUCCAAGAAAUGUGCCAUAUUGACUUCUUUGCUCUCCUCAAAACCACUGGAACAGUGGGCUUCUUCAAUCUGUUCCUCUUCCUUGGCGAUUACUUGAAGGCAAGUCAAGAUUUGUCCAUUUGUCUAGCAGGUUUAGGUCUGUACUUCUACCUCUUGGCUCUCGAUAUUGAAUUCGGAGUUGAAGAUGAUCUUGGUUUAUGCGACGCGUUGCUCUUAGCCCUCUACGGCACUCUUCUCCCGAAACUCCACAUUUCUGCUUGGAUCAUCUUCGUAGCUUUCUUCUUCAUGGUUCUUAUCAAACAAGUAAAGGCUCCAGUCGCCAAUCCAGCCAACGACGUAGAGAAUCCACUCGCCCUCCAGUUAGUUCCAUCCACCAACGGGUUAUCUUCACCCACCGCAUCGAAUCCCUCCUCCACCACACCAAAUCCCUCCGCCACCGCAUCGAAUCUCGUCACACUGAAUCCCAUCGAACCGAGUUCCAUCGAACCGACUACCGUCAGUCACAACUCAUUCUGUCACCAUAACCACCGGUAUCAACCGGAGACGCACAUGGCUCUUGUCCCUCUGGAACUCUUUGAAGACACUCCAAAACCAUUCCAAGAAGCUGCCGCAAACGCAAAAGCCGAGGACUUGGCUCCAAACGCAGACACCAAAAAAUCCGCCCCAAACGCAGAAGCCCUGGACUUGGCCCCAAACGCAUAUUCAAAAUGGGCCUACAUUCUUACCGUUACACUAAGAGUGAUGCAGCCUCACAAACAGAGGUUACGUGGAGGAUGGAUGGCUCGAACCGGCCGUACGGCACCUGUUGCGAGUCGGGUAGUGAUGAGCGAUGGAAGCGAAGCGAUAGGCGGAUCCGAGUGA
Arabis nemorensis is the source of this 1020-nucleotide messenger RNA. NCBI's taxonomy places the organism in Eukaryota, Viridiplantae, Streptophyta, Magnoliopsida, Brassicales, Brassicaceae. The record is from the annotation of a GenBank genome assembly.